Messenger RNA from Myzus persicae (green peach aphid), 1238 nucleotides. RefSeq lists its product as uncharacterized. Bases 396 to 1052 code for a protein of 218 amino acids. The transcript is spliced from 5 exons. The record is from RefSeq and is a predicted model, not a curated record. NCBI's taxonomy places the organism in Eukaryota, Metazoa, Arthropoda, Insecta, Hemiptera, Aphididae.
AAAAUUGGCGUUAUCUUCAUCUGCAUGUUCGUUGGUGCUUUGUGAUAACGAUUCGAAUUUCGAACGUUUUUUGUCUUAGACUUUUUCUUUUUUUUAAUAAUUAAUGUUUUUAUAUUUUGUUCUUACCGUGUUCUUACAACGGGCUAAGUUACAAAAUUACUAGUUACGACCGGAAGUUGUAGUUGAGAAACCAAACUAUUACAGUAAGACGUUGUCAGUUUCAGUGACUGCAGUGAGUCAUACUAUUAAAGUAUUGAAUCCGAUACUACCUAACGUUAACACAUGUCAUAAUUGAUUUCCAAAUAUUAGUCCGAACCCAAACCCUAAGCCUAACCAUUCAAGUCAACCAAUAUUAUGUAUUUACUUUCCGAGUAGUACAGUCAUCAGGUAUCAGGAUGGAUAAUAAAGCAAUACACCAACCAAUGGUCACCGACCAAAAUGAAGAACAAGGUUCCAACAUUCACCCAUUGUCUGAUCAUAUGAACAUAAGUGUAGCGUUUAAAGAAAUAGUUUCCAAGGAUCCACCCAGGUAUACAAAAUUUCUCGAAGCUAUCAACAAAACAUUUGAAGAUAUUAGCGAUUGCGUUGGUCCAGAAGAGUUUAAAAACAUAAUGGGCGAUAUAUCAUUUUUAAAAAGUAAAAGGAAUGUAACAAAUUUGCUGUCUACAUUAAAAACUCAGAUCAGUAAUCUGAUGAGCAGGCACUUUGAACAAAUUAUUGAGGAAGAAAAUCUGUCUGAACUAUUUACCAAAAAAAUUGCAUUAAACGAGGAAGAAGCAAAAAAAUACUACAUUAAUAACGAGUCCAUGGAAAUAAUAGAAUUAGAAGAGACCUUGCGUAAACUUGAUGUACAAAUUGCGGAUUUGGAAGAAACUAAUGAAAUAUUGUUCAAUCAAGCAAAUUUCAAUGAACAGCGAUUUGAUCAAGUUUCAGAGAGGAUAGAAAUGUUAAAAGAUGAAUGUUGGACUAAAUACACAAGCAUGAAUGAACAAAUAGAAUCAAUAAGAAAAGAUUUCGUUAUCAUACUGAAAGAUAAUUUGAACAACGAAUAGUAUUUAUUUUUAAUUUAUGAUGUAACAUUAACAAUUAAGAAAUUUAAAUUAUACUUUUUUAUUUUUAAUACAUACUUUGGUUUAUUGUGAUUGUAUAGGUGAUAAUUAGGGCAGAGGACUUGUAACUCUGAAAAAUCACCAAAUAUGCAUUAAAUGUACAAAAUACGCAUUAAAAAAUAAAUUAUU